UGUAUUAACAAGUAGCAUUUUUUUUCAAAGUUAACAAGGAAUUUGUCCGAAAGAAAUCAUAUUUUUUCAGGGGAAAUAAUCGAUAGAUUUUAUUUACUGUUACUUGGGACGCCAAAACCGAAAAUAACAACUUUCAAUUUCAUGAUCCAAAUGAUUUAAUCUAAUCUAAAUCUAGAUCUAAAUUAUGCUAAUGUUUUGAUGACAGUACAAUUGUUUUUGCCUGACCUUAACAGUAACUCAUUACUGUUUAGUGUUAGUCCUGUUGACUGUCUUAAUUAAUAAUUAAAGUCUUAAAUCAAACUUCAAGUUUGAAACUUGCCUUGGUCCUGCCUUGUCAGUUGAGUUAGCCAACAGAUCCCAAGUGUUACACAUAAAUAUAGAUCUAGUAUCAUAGAGAUAUAGUCUAGCUAGAUCUAGAUCUACAAUCCACGUGAAGCUGAGUUUAGAUUAUUUAUAGUUACCAGUACAUAGUAUUUAGAUCUACCCGUGCAUUCUAUUCAACAGUAGUCUGUACUAGUUAGAUCUGGUGGUGAAGUUAAGAGUUAAGAACAAUCUUUUUUUAAAAAAUUGUUCCUUAUGCUGACUGUGCAUAAAAAAUUUUAUGAUGAUAUAACCAGUUAAAAAUUCUCUUAUAUAUGUUAGUAUUAUAUUGUAUGAGUGAAAACUUUAGCUGUUCAACAUUUUAAAAUGAACGACAGACCAAUCAACUGCAAUAUAAAAAAUCCAGUGUGCUUGACAAUUCCAGAGGAUAAGCACUUCAACCAAACAUUUCACUCUGGUUGCAAAAUCAUUGAUAUUUCUUUUCCAAGUGUUAUUAAUCCAGAGAUUGGAGAAAUACAGUUUCAGAAUUAUUAUGUUGCCUUUCUUACUCUUAAAGUUAAAAUUAAGAUGACAGAAGAAACCCCAAAGCAAGGAGUAAAUGAUCAGGGUUGGAGAAUUGCUUUAAAAAGAUAUAAACUGAUGCCUGAUGCCCAUGCUGAAACAGGAUCCCAAGAUAUAUUCAGUCUAACAAAGAAACAUUUUUUGGUUGAGCUUUCGAAUGUUGUGACCCUUAGACUAAUCUUACAACAGCCAUCUCCUGUGUGGAAAGAUUUCAGUUUAACUAAUAUAAAACUAUUUCGUCCUCUCUUGGGUUCCAGAGCAACACCAAUACCCUCAUGGGUGCUAGAGGAAACAAAAAAGACAACAGGAAAAAAAGAAAUAGAACCAGGCAGCUUAGACUUGAUGUCAACACCAAAUACACAACUCACUCCAUUGGGUGUCCCAGACCUAGACAUACUUUCUUCCAAUCUGCAACAGUUAUGGGCCUUGGCUGAAGAGGUGUCUACAGCUCAAACUGAUUCAUCAAUAGGAAGAUAUGAGGUAGAUGGGUGCUAUGACAUCAAUCUUCUAUCUUACACCUAAAAUUUACAGAUCAGUGUCCGGAUGGGAACAAUACUGCAGACUUUUUUACAGUUGGGUGUUCUGUUUUAGAAGAAUUUUUUUUCAUUUGUUGUAUUUCUUCAAAUACUUGUAUACUUUUAGUCAAACUGAAAUUAAUGAUUAACUGGGCUAUACAGUAUACAGGUUUGCUUAUAUCUUGUGCCUAAAGAAAGAUAUUUUGGUCUGUUUUUUAAUUUCUAUGCUGUUUAUCGCCCUUGUUUUAGUUUCAUUGUGAAUUUAAUGCAAUGGAUUAAAAUAUGUAAAAACCGUGGUGUUU
Messenger RNA from Physella acuta, 1699 nucleotides. RefSeq names its product nicolin-1. The record is from RefSeq and is a predicted model, not a curated record. Lineage: Eukaryota; Metazoa; Mollusca; Gastropoda; Physidae. Gene Ontology annotation, cellular component: nucleoplasm.